AGCAUCGCUCGCCUUGGCACUCGCCCGCAAGACCUCGCUCUGGCAAUACCUCAGUGAGCUCAACUCGCGCCCUUAGCGACAUCACUGGACCUUCAAGUGUCACGGAGCAAACACGGUGGCCAUAAACGAGAGAGAGAAAAGAAGACGUGACGUUUCCACAACAGGAUGGCGCUGACAGUGAAGGAAUCUGGGAUGUGUCUGCUUGCCCUUCUGCUUGUGAAUGGCGGCGCGGCGCAGCGCACGGGCGGCCUCCUCAAGCCCAGCGGCGACCGGCCCAUCGGCGUCACGCCGCCCUCGGGCAACGGCAACCGCGUCGACAACACCCGCCCCCUCCUGCAGCCCUUCAACGGCAACGUCUACAACUCGCACUCGAGCAGCAGCAAGCGGCCUCCGCCGGGGGCCGACCUGGGUCCCUCCCAGGGCUCCUUCGCGAGCUCCUUCCAGGAGUACCCGCAGGGCUCGUUCCAGGGGCCGCCGUCGCCGCAGGGGCAGGGCCACUCCUUCCAGUUCCAGAGCACAGGCAUCAGCGGCUCGGGCGGCGUCACCAAGACGCCCUCGGGGGUCGAGGUCGGCGGCUCGAGGGACAAGUCGCCUCCCGUCGCCGGAUUCACGAACGCGGCGCAGGGCGCUUCCUCGGGCGGCAGGCCUUCCUCAGGAGGCGCCUCGUCGGGGGGGCUCCCGCCGCCCGACGGGCCGCCCUCCGACUCCGCCCUCGCCUCGUCCUCGGCCGCCGCAGGGAACCCGCCCAAGAACGGCAACAAGGGGGAGGCCAACCUGAGCCUGGGAGGCUUCGGCGGCGCCUUCGGGCUGGGCGGCAAGGACAAGGUCAGCGCGGCGGCGCAGGAGGCUUCCGACCCCAGCCAGGACGGCGACAAGAAGCCCUCGAACCCUUCGUCGCGAGGGAAGAACACAGGAAACAAACAAACAUCUCCCUGGCCGACGCUGGUGCUGCUCCUGCCGGUCGCCCUGCACGCCAUUCCCCGUUAGCCGGCGGUGGAGCCAUUCGAGGCAGCCGAUCCCGGAGCCCAAAACCCUGUGAUUUGGGGACAAGGUGCUCUCGGUCCUUACUUAGAAAAAAGAAGAAAUAAAAAAGAAACUAGAAAAAAGAGAGAUAAAAGACAUUGCAUUGUAUUACCCCGACAUUCACGACUCAUUAUCAUUGUUAAUCCAGAGUAGGUUACUGGAAAUAUUUUUCGGAGAUAGUAUUAAAAGUAAAUGAUUAAUAAAAAUGAUAAUAAUAAUAAAAUCAAUAAUAGUAAUGAUAAUGAUAAUAAUGAUAAUAAUAAAAA
Messenger RNA from Penaeus chinensis, 1289 nucleotides. RefSeq names its product basic salivary proline-rich protein 2-like. The record is from RefSeq and is a predicted model, not a curated record. Lineage: Eukaryota; Metazoa; Arthropoda; Malacostraca; Decapoda; Penaeidae. The transcript has 3 exons. The coding region runs from base 166 to 987 and encodes 273 amino acids.